This is a messenger RNA of Funneliformis mosseae, 1152 nucleotides long. Lineage: Eukaryota; Fungi; Glomeromycota; Glomeromycetes; Glomerales; Glomeraceae. The record is from the annotation of a GenBank genome assembly.
AUGACACUGGACCUAACGCAAGGUUUAUUGAAGGAUCUUAAGAAACUUCAUGAGUCCGAUGAGGAUUGUAACGUCAUCCUAAAAAUUGGUAGAGGGUUCGACAUAAAUAAUAUUAAAAAUUGGGAUCUAAAGGUGUUUAUGCUAUUAAAAAGAAGAUUAAGUAAUUUAAUCUUGCACAUUCGAUUUUUUACCAUAUCCGCUGCCCAAUACUAUGAAGAAAUUCGUCCUUUUGCCAUGGUAUUACCAGAACAAUUGAAAGAAGAUUUAGAAAGAUAUUAUAUCGUACCAAAUAGUUUACCACCAACAUAUGCGCUACCACCAAGAAUUUUGCCGAAGCGUUCAUCAAAGGUUUUUAUAGAUCAACUAGCUACGGAACCAAAGGAGCUGGCGCCCGAUGACUGUAACGGUAGUGAUAAUAGUGCUACGUCUAAAAUGCCUAAAAAAUUUCCGACGCCCGAUGACGUCACGUCCGUUUCUUCGGCCCAGACGAAUGAGCAGACGAAUGAACCGACGAAUGAACAGACGAAAGAUGAAUCGAGGAUUCCUUUACGAAUCUCUACGUCAAUCUAUGCAAGAACCGAAUCACCGUCUUCCGGAGAUAGUUUAUUAUCCCCAAGUCCCGAAAUAGAUUUCGACUCGAUAUUAAUUAACAGAAAUCAAAUUAAACGUAUAUCACGUUGGAUUGAUGGGAUUCAUAAUGUAGUAAUUCGUGGUAACAGAAAUAAUAUAAAUAGGUUUAUUUUAUUGACGAGAGGAAGUAGGGAUGGCAUGUCAGGAGAUGAUUUUCACUCACGAUGCGAUAAUAAAGGUCCAACCAUAGUGGUGGCAAAAGUUGAUAAGACCAACGUUAUCAUCGGAGGAUAUAAUCCCAAUUCAUGGAGUAGCACGAACAAGUGGGUUGAGACGAAUCAAUGUUUUAUAUUUUCUUUCAAAUCUGAUGGGAGCAGGGAAGGGAUUGAUGAUAUUAUCCUGAGUAGAAUAAAAAAUGCAAACGUCGCCAUUUUUGACGGAGAUAGUAAUUAUGAUAUCGGAUUUAGUGAUCUACAAUUAUUUUCCGGGAUAUACGAACAUGUAAAUUAUGAAAAGAAACUUAUGAUUGAGAAAAAUUUUUCGAUUACAAAUUACGAAGUUUAUCAGGUGAAAAUGACCUAA